This is a messenger RNA of Cottoperca gobio, 2526 nucleotides long. It is a transcript of the gene pfn2b, whose product is annotated as profilin 2b. Gene Ontology annotation, biological process: positive regulation of actin filament bundle assembly; regulation of actin filament polymerization; actin cytoskeleton organization. Gene Ontology annotation, cellular component: cytoplasm. Lineage: Eukaryota; Metazoa; Chordata; Actinopteri; Perciformes; Bovichtidae. Gene Ontology annotation, molecular function: actin binding. The transcript has 3 exons. The record is from RefSeq and is a predicted model, not a curated record. Bases 248 to 667 code for a protein of 139 amino acids.
CAACGACCUGGGCGGAGUGAUUUAGUGAGGACUACACCCAAGCGCCUGUCCGAAUGCAGCGGCUUCUCUUCGUUUCCUAGACCAGAAGAAAGCCGGGACGUGACGGAGCCGGGGGGGUUCUGCUUGCUGGAGGCCCGUUAAACCAACGAUAAAUACAGCUUCUUCACUGCUUCUUUGUCGCCCAAGAGACGUUUGUGACCUAUCUUGACUCUUCGUAUUUCUUCGUCUUAGAACUAAUUUCACAAACAUGUCCUGGCAAAGCUACGUGGACAACCUGAUGGCUGAUGGCAGCUGCCAGGACGCGGCCAUUGUUGGGUACACGGACGCCAAAUACGUCUGGGCAUCUUUUGUCGGCGGUACCUUUGCCAACAUAACGCCUGACGAAAUUGACGUGUUAAUAGGGAAGGACCGCGAGGCAUUCUUCACCAGUGGGAUGACCUUAGGCAAUAAAAAGUGCUCCGUAAUCAGAGACAGCCUCCUUCUUGACGGUGACUGGACAAUGGACAUCCGGACAAAGAGUCAAGGAGGAGAGCCAACAUACAACGUUUCUGUAGGCAGAGCUGGCAAAGCAUUGGUUUUUGUCAUGGGGAAGGAAGGUGUCCAUGGAGGGCAGCUCAACAAGAAAGCAUUUGUUAUGGCUGAGUACCUGAGGAAGGCCGGAUACUAAAGCAGCCUGUACCCCGCCACCUAGCAGCUCACCCUUGCCACCCUGUUGCAUUUCACUUCUUCCAGUCCUAGUUGGUAGUUACUUUUGUUUUUGUUUUUCUGCCUUCUCUCCUACCUAUUUGUUAUCCCAUAUUUUGUUAUCUUCUUCCCUCUCCCCUUAACACACUUGUGCUGUGUACUCUUACCCCCUUAAGCACUAUAAGUUGAUCCAUAGCAAAGAUGAGCAUGUUGCUAACGGGAUGUCAUGACAAAUCUGUACUUAACCAAGACCAGCAAAAAUCUGGCCAAACACUCGGACAAUGAAUGCUAUAUCGUCAAUUUGAAGUAGGUAAUUGUUUUUAUUUCUCUGUCAUGGUGCCCAUUACUUAAUCCCUCCCAAACCCGAUCAUAUACACCCUCCCCGAGCAGCCGAUGCCUUUUGGAGCACUUGAGCGGUAACCAAGCUCGUCAUGUCUUCCGGUUUAAUUUCCUCCCAUGUCCGGGACGGGAGACUGCAUGCAUAUGACGGUCCACUGUCGUGUCCACUCUGUAUCACCACCACCCCCCCCCCCCACCCCCCGCCAAAAAUGUGAGUUCCUCCAUCUUUUCCCUGUUUCCCCAUCCUGUUUGCUCAAAGCAGGCAACACUACAAACCUCACAGGAGACUCGUCUUGAUCAAACGCUACACACCAACCAACAAGUCUCCUAACCCCACUCCUUCCAGAUCUACGGCGCUGUCCUGAAUGCAUUUUUAUAACAGGGGGGAAAGUGUGUGGGGGGGUGCUCGGAUCGGCUCAGUUGACGAUCGUGAGCCGGCUUUGAGAGCGUUUUUUGACGUCCAGAUGCUGGUAGCCUCUCCUCCCGGCAACACAACCUCCCAGACUACACGAAAAAGCCCAUGGACAUUCCACAGUAACAAUGGCUCAGGCACUUAAUACUGUUUUUUGUUUGCCAGCUCCUGUAAUAUAUUUUCUUUGUUUCUUUUGAAAGGCUGCCAUUUUUGGACAGUAGAUAUCCCAGCAUACAACCAUCUGGAACAUGUCCAGUUUGAAUUUUUCCUUUUCUUUUUAUAGGACCAAGUGUAGUCGAAUCUCGAGUGUUUAUACAAUUGCUCUAAAUCAUGUGAAGGAUGACUGCUUACUUUUUUUGAUUGACUUAAACACUAACCAGACAAUAAUACUUACCAUGUUUAAAAACAAUGUAUGGCGCUACAGGGGAGGUGAGGGUGGGAGUCUUAUCUGAAGAAAAUUCUCACUUCAUUGUUUUUUUUUCUCUUUUUUUUUUUGUUUAGAAAACAAACCACUGAAUUCGUACAAACCCAUGCUGUGUUGACAACUACAAAACUGUGGAAUAAAUUGCCUUUUACUCUUGUCAGCUGAGCUCUGGGGUAUCACACGGUCUGUCCACGCGCAGUACUGAUAACUGUAACGUCCAACUGACAAAAAAACAACUUUUAAAGUAGAAAUGACACUUGAUGGGAUUGAUUGGAACAAAGACUCUUAUGGUUGUCUUGUUGAAACUUAACUGCAGAACCUGUGUAUCCUGUGCCAUAAUAUAGAGAUCUGUUGCUGUUGUAGGAUGGAUUUUACCCACUGUCCACUAAAGAGUCAUUUCAUUGGCACUUUUUCAUUAUUUUUUGCUUCAGCUCUACUGUUUAGGCCUUCGAAAUAUGUGUACUCAUGACAACAAAACAACUGUUAUGUCCAGUUUGCUGGUUUAUGUUCAUUUCCUUUUUUUCCUCACCACUUUUUUUUUUUUCUUACAUCUGGGAUAGUCUCUUUAAUGCAUCUGAUUUCAUAUGCAUAAAACCAAGAAAUGCCAUAAAUUGAUUUAUCACCUUGUUUACAGACAGAUCAAAUAAAUUUAUUCCAACCAGAUAAA